AUGGCUUUAACCGCGUCAAAGCUUCGAGCCUCGAUCGUAAUUUUCCUAGCGUUGACACCCCGAGCACUAGCAGCCGACGGUGUUGACUUCUCGAACAAUUUGUUCUCCGACCUAGCCCCUGUGCUGGCUCUGUUUGGGGAGCAAGUCUCCAAACAGUUUCUGUCUCAGUCCUUGACCUGGCUGGAGGAUGUGAUAUUCGCCAUGGCACCAUUGGGUAUCGUAACGGCGAUAGUAAGCGCAGUACGAGCCGGUGGGCCGGGCUGGCUUAAGGCAGUUGUCGGAAGGGCUAGGGAAAGCAGGGCGGUGGCAGAGGUGGAGCUCAUGUCCUCUACUUCGCACGAGGUGUGUGAACUUUGGAAUGGGGAGGCUAUUGUUCGGGUCAUGGGUUCCACAAAGUUUGCCGAGAUUCUUUAUUUCCAGGAUGGAGCGGAUGGAAAGGGUGGAUCCAAGUUUUUUACACUCGAGGCGGCUAAAGAAAAUGGAAUCUUGAUAAACGCUAAAAAAAGGAGGGAGGAUCGCCCAACCCAUGGCGAGGGGACCGUAUUCGCGGGACUGGGUCUGCCCGACAGGAUACUCUCCACUUUCAGGGGCCCCUUCGUACGUUUGGAUCCUGAGGGUGCGUAUACUAGAAACGCCACUGCCGGAAGGGAAUACGAGCUUAGAAGGAGGCACCAGAGGGCUGCACCGACACAUGCCACCCCAACAAGAGAUACUGAUCCUAUCAGCACCCCAAACAUAUCGUUGAACAUCUGUGGAGCCAGAGGACAGGGAGAGUUAUGGGUAUUUGCUAUUCUAGGAAUUGUGCUUCAGUUUGGUUGCUUAAUCUUUAUCGGAGUCACCCGCUAUCACCCCAAGCUAAAUUGGAAGGAGGAGAAAAAUUCGAAAUACGCCUAUCCCCUUAUGGCAUCCGGCACUCUGCUUUUAGUUGUAGGGAUGAUGGCGUGUUCGCGCGUAGUGCAGGCAUCAUCCGAAGAAGAUAUAUGGGUGUCCAAGAGGAGCUUUAGGAUUCUAUGGCUGCAAAAGGGUGAUCGGGUUAAUGAUCAGCUCUUCAAGUCAUAUGCGCUAUUUGGGGACAAGGAACGCGAGGAACUUGUCACAUCUCGCCGUAGACCUCACUCAUCCCCGCGGACCUCAAGUCGUACUAAGCAUGUCAUUGAUGUCAUUCUCUCACUUAGUACUCUGACUAUCGCUGGGGCGUUCAUCGGUAUUGCUGGCUUCGUCGUCCAAUUUGUCGGAAUUCGUGCUCUGCAUUGGUCAGCCUCCAUCGCACAGUUGGUUGUAACAUUGACAAUGACCACUGUGAGAACCUGGAUUCGUCGAAAAAUGUCUAAGCGGCCGAAAGCCAUGAAGCUACCGGUUGAUGAUGAGAUCGAUUGGGUUGCAGUGAGGAUUGGGGCGUCCCAAGAUGCGCUUUGGAAGCCCAAACCCAAUGGGCCGGAAGGUGCUCGCGACAGUGAUCCUACCUGGGAGGUAAUAACCCUCCAUGGGUAUCUCGGAUAUAAGGGUGCUUAUGCGGGGCAUAUCGCGCCUAUAGGAGAAGCACAAGCGAUCCUUGGCUUGCGAAAGGACCUCGGAGAUCUCAUGAGCUGGGAUGAGAUCUCUUAUUCCUUUGCGUCGAAACUAGUCGAGUGCCUUCAAUCUUUGCUAUUCUAUUUUAUAGACUCGGGGGAAAUAGCCCUUGCCAAGACCGUCACACGUCCCGCCGUUCUUCACUGGGCACUGCCGGUCAAAGUCGGUGGGACAGUGCAGUAUAUAACCAUGACUGCCUCAAGGGGGAGUUCGUUCCAAUGGAAUGUGGAUACAUCUGAGCUCUGCGCCGUGAUCUCCCUCUGGUGUUAUGGAGUUAAGUCGAAGGACAUUCAAAAUACCUACAAGUACUGGAGUUAUAGGGCUGACCCUGAGACGGUCUUACGAGUGCUUGGGCCGGCAACUCACCGAUUCGUUAGUGACUGCGAGCGGUGGAUGGAUAGGGGGGGGAGGUUUGCGGUGGUGGAGAAUGCCCGACUAUGGGAGAAUACAAUUGAAGGUCGAGCGACAGAAGUCAACGCGCAGGAGCUCUCCAAGAUAAUUACACGUGUGAGGGACCAUACCGAUCAUACCACCGAUCCCAGUCCCCCGACCGAUGAUAUUGCACCCUAUCGUAUUACGGGGACCAAGCCAAUUAACAUCGACGGAUGCUAUAAAUCCCUCGCUUUCGUAUCUACGGCCCCGCUUAAACAAAUGUGUGCUCAAGAGAUAUUAUCUUCGUUGUUGUGGGCGAUUGUUGGUAUUGUUGGCUCAGUUCCUGACGAUACUCAAUCCCGAAGCGCAACUCCCUCAGGGGAUCAUGAAAGCGAGGUUGACGAACAGCCCGAUCCCACUCCCGAAAACCCUUUUCUCCAAGAGCUAGCCGAAAUAAUCACAAAUUCGGGGGUAACCAGUAACAUCCAGGAUGCAUAUGCACUCAUAAUUCCACCUUUUGCUGCCGCUGAUAAGCUUCCUCGCAGACCUUCCGAUGGGUUUACCCAGGACGAAAUUGAGUCGAUCCGACCCCAACCCACGAGUGAUACCAAUCUACCGUCGUUAUGAUAUACCAUACCAGUUCGGGCUUUCGCUUACUUUACUUUACCUUACUAUACCUCGCCUAUUGUCUUAUGGCUUUUAUUCCGUUUUCCCAAAUUUCUUUUGCCCCGUCUUGUUAUCUAGUGUGAUCCCAAAAGCGAUGUCAGAAUGAGACAUUUCGCGGCUAAGAGUAAUGAUCAAGUCAUGAACCUACGAGUACCGUACCGCAGCAGUCACUACUAGUUGGAAGGGUGAGCGGUGGUCUUGGCAUCGAGUAUUUCGAUCUUCCAAGUGGUGGUGUCACAUUCGCUAUAGUUGUAGAGCACUGGGGUUUAAUUUGAAGUCUCAAUUUAUUCGUCCUAAUUGCCAAUCUCGGCCAAUCUAACUACGCCAGCAUCGCCGCCACAGCACGCACCGCCGACAGCCAGCCAACAUAAAAAGAGGAGGGGGGGGGAAUCGGGAAGGAAA
This is a messenger RNA of Tuber melanosporum (Perigord truffle), 3009 nucleotides long. RefSeq lists its product as uncharacterized. The record is from RefSeq and is a predicted model, not a curated record. The transcript has a single exon. Bases 1 to 2568 code for a protein of 855 amino acids. NCBI's taxonomy places the organism in Eukaryota, Fungi, Ascomycota, Pezizomycetes, Pezizales, Tuberaceae.